AUGCCGAGCAGCGCUCGCCGGCCCCAGCAGUGCCCUCUCCUCGCCGCCUUCUGCGCCUCGCUCGUCGACGGGCUCGCGCGCCUCGAGAGCACGCUGUCGUCGUCGGUCUCCAUUCGGUGGUGCGCCGACGCCAUGCGGUUGGUCAGGCGGAUGCAGCGCGACCUGCUCGCCGUCUUCAGGAGCGCUGACGCGCCGGUGGCGGCCGCGGACUGCCACGGUGCCGGAGACUCCUGGCUGGAGCAGUACAUGCAGGAGACGGCGGCGCUCCUCGACCUCUGCAACGCGCUCAAGUCCGCCGUGUCGCGGAUGCAUCGAUACUGCAUGGUGGUGGACUUCGCCGCGCAGGUGCAUGGCUGCCGUGCCGGCGCAACCGCCGCGUCGCUCGUCGCCGCCGGGACUGCAGCGUCGGAGGGGACGGACGCACCGUCGUCGGCCGUCGCUGUCCACGGCAAGCUCUCGGAUGUGAGGGCCGUGGUGAGCGAGGCAGAGAGGCUAGGGAGAAAGAUCCUGUCCAGCGGCGGCGGUAGCGUAGUUCUCGUCACGCUCGUCGCCAAGAUCACAAUGGCAGUCGUGGCCACCUCCGUGCUCCACGCGCUCACCCACACAUCACCUCUUCCCCCUCUCGACGACGAGGACGACGUCGGUGCCGGCGGCGCGCACCAGUGCAGCAGUGCGCUCGCCCGCGUCCCCGUCCCAGAGCAACUGAGGCCGUGGCGCGAGUCGCUGUCGGCGAUCAACGACCGGGUAGCGGCCCUGCCGGCGAGCAUCGCGGAGCACGAGAGCGUCGCAACGGCGGUAAGGGACAUGAUCGGCGGCAAGAUGGAAGGAUCAGAUGAUCAUGUGGAGCUGCUGAGGGCGAGGUCCGGCGAGCUCCGGGAGGGGGUGGAGACGUUCGACUGCGUUCUUGAUCAAGUCUUUGACGAGGUGAUCAGGGGCAGGAAUGAGAUGCUGGGGAUCUUCAGAGACAAGGCUCUCACGUAGUGAAAUCGAGGGUGGAUUUUAAUUACCUCUCGGUUUUAAUCUUGUGAGAAAAAUUUGUGAUACUUGUGUUGGAUUUGAUUUAUGUUAAAUUGCUAAUUG
Lolium rigidum is the source of this 1080-nucleotide messenger RNA. RefSeq names its product protein BPS1, chloroplastic-like. The coding region runs from base 1 to 981 and encodes 326 amino acids. The record is from RefSeq and is a predicted model, not a curated record. The transcript has a single exon. Lineage: Eukaryota; Viridiplantae; Streptophyta; Magnoliopsida; Poales; Poaceae.